CUAGCGAAGCGUAUCAGUGUCGGCAGAACUGUUCACGAAAAUAAACAUGUACAUCGCCUGUUUACUUUCACUAGUGCUACUAACGUGCAUUUACUUGUUUCUUAAACGUAAUUAUAAUUACUGGAAAAGGAAAGGGGUACCAAAUCCUCCGGCUUCGGUCAUCUUUGGAAAUUUAGGCGAAUCGCUUACGUUUACGAAGUCUCUGGGACAAAUUUACCAUGAAAUUUACCAAAAAUACACGGAUCUCGCGUACGUUGGUUUUUACAAAAUGCGAACCCCUGGCGUUAUACUUCGAGAUCCCGAGUUGGUGAGGGAGGUUCUAGUCAAAAGCUUUAAUCAUUUCCAAGCGAAUGAUCUGAAGAUAGAUGACGCAAAUGAUCCUUUAGUUGCAAAGAACCCAUUCUUCGUGCACGGCGAGAAGUGGAAGAAUAACCGCAGUAUACUUUCGCCAUCGUUUACCAGCAAGCAGGUUAAGCCAUUGUUUCCGUUAAUGGAAGAGGUGUGUCACAAGCUGGUAAAGUACUUGGAGACCAAAGAAAAUGAGAAAAGUGGGAUUGAGGCCAAGGAGUUAGCGCAAAGAUUCACAAUGGACGUGGUUGCGAGUUGUGCGGUUGGGUUGGAAGCAGACUCAUUCAAACACGAAAACACCGAAUUUCGUACAAUGGCGGAAAGGAUAUUGUCACCCUCCUUCUUCACCAACAUUAAACUAUUCUUCCUCUUCGCUAUGCCGUCAUUAGCUUUAUUCCUCAAGCUUAAGUUUGUACCUGACGAUGCGGCCGAUUACUUCCGAAAAAUUGUAAAUCAGACCAUGAAUUACCGGAAAGAAAACGGAAUCAUAAGGCACGAUUUCCUAAAUAACAUGCAGAACGUCAAACUAAGCUUGGGAGAGGAGAACUUUACAAACGAAGACAUCACCAUUCACUUAGUCGGAUUUUUCAUGGACGGUUUCGAAACAAGCUCAGUCGUUCUGAGCCACGCAUUGUACGAAAUCGCCGCAAACCCCCACCAUCAAAAGAAACUACGGGAGGAAAUUGAGCAAUCGUUGACAGAGCGCGGAAAGUUUGACUACUACACUCUGCGCGAUUUGGACUUUUUGAACAGAUUCUUGCAAGAGAGCUUAAGAAUGCAUCCAGCCGACAUGUUUAUUGCAAAGCUCUGCACCGAUGAAUUUGAAUUUCCAUCACCGACAGGAUCCGGUCCAAAUAUCAAGAUAGAACCUAAAACCCCAGUAAUCAUACCGAUCCACAGCUUACACUACGACCCGCAGUAUUACCCCGAUCCUGAAAAGUUCGAUCCCGAUCGAUUCACCAAGGAGAAUAAGGAGAAGAUUGUAAAGGGCACAUACCUACCUUUCAGUGAUGGGCCACGGAUUUGUCUAGGUCAAAAGUUUGCCUUAGGUCAGAUACGAGCGGCGAUUGCGCAUAUUGUAACAAAUUUCGAAAUUCGUGUAAAUAGUCGAACGAUUCAGCCUUUACAAAUCGAUCCUACGUCGUCAUUAGUGGCAGCAAAGGGGGGCAUUUGGUUAGACUUUUAUAAAAGGCAUCGGAACUGAUAGAAAUGUAGGUAUUAGAUAAAUUAUUUAUGUAACUUAAUUUUGUACUAAAAUAAAGCUGUAAGAUAAGUUAUCAAUGA
Molecule: messenger RNA, 1632 nt
Organism: Photinus pyralis (common eastern firefly)
Lineage: Eukaryota; Metazoa; Arthropoda; Insecta; Coleoptera; Lampyridae
Product: cytochrome P450 6j1-like
Exons: 6
Coding region: 47-1552 (501 amino acids)
Molecular function (GO): iron ion binding; monooxygenase activity; oxidoreductase activity, acting on paired donors, with incorporation or reduction of molecular oxygen
Source: RefSeq, a predicted model, not a curated record